GGAUUUGUGUAUAUAAAUAGUGAUGAACAUUAAUUUAAAUAAUUUCAUUAUUAAAGUAUAUAUAAUACUAUAAGGUGUUUGGGAGCUUUCAGUUUUCGGUCGGGAUCAAAAGAACUAAUUGAAAGUGAUCUGUGAUAAUGAAGUACGCCACAUUUCUGAUUGCACUUUCAUGUGCAGUAGCUCAAAUAUAUGCAGCCGAAGUCCGUCUUUUGGACUUGGAACCAACCGACGCACAACAAAUCAUCGAAAAGCAAGAUCAAUCUCUUACUUACGCACCGAAAAUCGAAUCAAGCGUACCAGCUGUCAGAUUCCUUGGCGAAGAACCACAUAACGUUUUGGAAGACAUUUAUCUAGCUAAACAAUACCACGGACAAGAUGGUCUUGGAGGUUACCUAUACGGAUACAACGUCCCAGACAUUGCCAAAACUGAAAAGAAGAAGGCUGGAGGAGAUUUGAGGGGAGCUUACAAUUAUAUUGCAGGAAAUGGACAAGAAAUCAAGGUUGAAUAUUGGGAUGAUGGUACCGGUUUCCAUCAAGUGGACAAUGUGCCAAAAAUUUUGCCAAAGCAAAUCGACGACCUCCCUGCCGUAAAGGCCGCCAAAGAGGAACACUUGAGACUCUGGAAAGAACAAGCUGAAAGAAACUCUCAUCCAGUUGCUUAUCCUUACAACAGCGAAGGUCAAUACGCAUCAGGACCAUUGUCCGCUCAAGGACAACUUGAGAGAGCUAAACUAUUCGCUCAACAGCCACAAUAUCAACCACAACCACAACAACAAUAUCAACAGCCACAAUAUCAAGUUAGCCAGACUCAACAAUCUACUCAAUACCAACAAGCCCCAGCCGUACAGCCUUUGCAACCCCAGUACCAAGCAAGCCAAACUCAACAAGCCACCCAAUACCAGGCCGCCCCAGCUGUGCAGCCUUUGCACGGCCAGGCUUCCAACGAAGACGGUCAGUACGUGCCGAACGACGAUGAAGGCAAAUACGUCCCUGGUAAAGACGAAGAACCACAAGGACCACCAAAAGGAUUCUUCUACAGCUUCGAUUAUCCAGUUGGUAUCAUUGUUUCUGACCAAGGUAGGGCUGGAUUUCAUCCCCAACAAAAACGCGAAGGGGACAUCCAUCAAAUUUACUCCGAGAACAAGCAAGCUUUCGAGAAACAAUUGCAGGCUGGAACCGGCGUUGGUCAACAAUAUUCCUAUGUUAAACACUGAGGUGAUGUAAUUUUUGCAAUAAAUUCAUGAGCCAUAAUUUAUUUAAAUUUUAAUUUAUUCUAAUUUAGUGUCGGUCUCGAAUAAAGUUCAUUUUUGUA
This is a messenger RNA of Aethina tumida (small hive beetle), 1312 nucleotides long. RefSeq lists its product as uncharacterized. The transcript is spliced from 4 exons. The record is from RefSeq and is a predicted model, not a curated record. Lineage: Eukaryota; Metazoa; Arthropoda; Insecta; Coleoptera; Nitidulidae. Bases 138 to 1214 code for a protein of 358 amino acids.